AAGCUUGACUGUCUGAUACAAUUUCUCUUCCCAUUGUUGUUUCAAAGCUCGUUUUUUCUUUCGACUAAAGUUGUUUCCUUUUUAACUCAUUUUCACUAAACCUUCUCUGUUUUGUAGGGAGCUUGCGCCAUUUUAGGGUUUGUGUGCAUCUGUGUCUCUCUUUCUCAAGUUAGAGGCUUUGGUUGAGAUUUGGCUUGGAGGGUUUGUUCGGUUCUCUUCCCAGUUAGUUUUUUCCCCAUUUUUGGAAAACUCUUCCGUGGGUUUGAAGAAAGUGUUGGCGAUGGAGGAGAUCAAGGAGGAAAACGUGUUGAACGAGUUUAGAGUGAGGGGUGAGGGUCUUCGUAACGCGGUGGACAAGUUAGACGCUCAUGCUUCCGACAUACUUGUCUUCAAUCUGCAGUGGAAGAAAGCCAUGAAUGAGUAUUUGGAAUCAGUCCAAGGUAAAUUAAAGGUGAGGUUCAGGGAGUUAGAGGCCAAGGAGGUUGAGUUGAAAGAUCGAAGCUUUGCACUUGAGGAAAGGGCUAAAGUGGUUGAGGAAGCUGAAGCUAAGCUUGGUGAUUUGGAGGUGGAAUCUGAUGGAUUUCGGAUGGAUGUUGAAGCAAAGAAGAAAGAACUUGACUUUAUUAGGAAUCAGGUGGAGAUCUCUCUAGGCGAGUCUAUUGGAGAGAAAUCGAGACUGUCUCAGCUUAGGACAUUGGUGGAAAAGUGUGAGGCAGAGAGAACGUUAAAGGCAAGUGAGCUUAGUGAGAUGGUGGAAUCUUGGAGAAAGACUCAUGCUGAGCUUGGUUUGAAAAGUGAAGAGCUAGCAAAGAUGGAGACUGAUCUUGAGAAAUGCCGUGGUGAUGUCACCGCAGAGAUGGAGGUUUUGAGUAGAACUCAAACACACAGGAGACAGUUGGAUGAGGAAGUUGAGAGGAAGACGAAAGAUCUCACAUUGGUUCAGGACAAGCUUGCGGAAUGUGAGAAGCUGAUUGAGACAAGCUCCUCAGAGCUGUUUAAGACUCAGGAUGAGCUUGAAUGCAAGCGAGAACAGUUAGGGAAGAUGGAAGUUGAUCUUGAGAGGCAUCGUGUUAAGGCUAGCGCAGAGAUGGAGAGUUUGCGUGGAACUCAAACUCAUAUGAGACAGUUGGUUGAGGAAGUUGAGAGGAAGACAAAAGAUCUCACGUUGGUUCAGACCAAGCUUGUGGAAUGUGAGAAGCUGUUGGAGGUAAGCUCCUCGGAACUGAUAAAGACUCAGGGUGAGCUUGAAUGCAAGCAAGAACAGUUAGGGAAGAUGGAAGUUGAUCUUGAGAGGCAUCGUGUUAAGGCCAGCGCAGAGAUGGAGAGUUUGUGUGGAACUCAAACUCAUAUGAGACAGUUGGUUGAGGAAGUUGAGAGGAAGACAAAAGAUCUCACGUUGGUUCAGACCAAGCUUGUGGAAUGUGAGAAGGUGUUGGAGGUAAGACUGUCUCGGCUUAGGGCAUUGGUGGAAGAGUGUGAGGCAGAGCAAGUGUUAAAGGCAAGUGAGCUUAGUGAGAUGGUGGAAUCGUGGAGAAAAACUCACGUUGAGCUUGGUCUGAAAGGUGAAGAGCUAGCAAAAAUGGAGACUGAUCUUGAGAAAUGCCGUGAUGAUGUCAGCGCAGAAAUGGAGGUUUUGAGUAGAACUCAAACACACAGUAGACAGUUGGAUGAGGAAGUUGAGAGGAAGACAAAAGAUCUCACAUUGGUUCAGAACAAGCUUGCGGAAUGUGAGAAGCUGUUGGAGGCAAGCUCCUCAGAGCUGUGUAAGACUCAGGACGAGCUUGAAUGCAAGCGAGAACAAUUAGGACAGAUUGAAGCUGAACUUGCAAGGCAUCGCGUAAAGGUCAUCACAGAGAAGGAUCAUUGGGAAAGGACGCGAUCUCACAGUAGAGAACUGGAAGAGGAGAUAUCAAGAAAGAAGAAGGAUCUUACAGCGGUCCUUGAUAAAAUUGCGGACAGUGGGACGCAGCUUGAAUCAGUGAUAAAACAACUAGAUUCCAAACAGAAGCUGCUUGAGACACAGUCGUCUGAACUUGUCUCUAAAGAGAAAGAGUUGGAAGCACUUAGGAUGGACAUUGGCUUGAAAGAACAGAAGGUCAUGUCCCUAGAUAAUGACAUGAAGAAGACUUGCCAACGGUUGGAAUCAAAAGCCAAGGAGUUGGAGAAUGUUAAAACGCUGAUUGAGGAACACAGUGAAGAACUUGUUUCUAUGGUGAAGCAACGUGAUGGGAUAACAGAUGAUAUUCGUAAGUUAUCCUUGGAGAUUGUCUUUAAAGAAAAGACACUGGAAAGAGCUGACGUUUUUAUCCAGAAGCUCUCUGAGAAACAAGAUUCAGCAGAGAACGAACUGGAUGCGACAGAGAAGAAACUGGAUUUGACUAGAGAACAUCUAAAAAGAUGCAUUGAUAAGUAUGAGUCAAAGGAAAAAGACCUUAGCUCUGUGAAGGAUAGAUAUAGAGAGUGUCUGGAAGAUCUGGAUGUCAAAGAGAAGGAGUUGAAGUCUGUAGAAUCAAUACUCACUGAGAGAAAUAAACAAGUUGAGGAAGGAGAGAAGAAAAUGCAAAAUUUGAAUAGCUCCAGCGAGGAACUUAUGGGACAGCUCAAGUUGAAACAAGAAGAGGUUUGUUCAAUCGACAAGAGGGUUAUGGAAUGCUCAGGUGAGUUGAAGGCUAAGAUGAAGCACCGUGAUCAGGUUCAAAGCUCACUUACUGAUCUUAUUACUGAGCUUAACUCUGUCAAGCAAAAGAUGCAAGACUGCUUAAAAGACUUACAAUCUAAAGAGGUGGAAUUGAAAGAUAAAAGCUUUGCACUUGAGGAAAGAGCUAAAAAGGUUGAAGAAGCUGAAGCUCAGCUUGUUGAUUUAGAGGUGGAAGUUGAUGCAAAGAGGAAAGAACUAAACUUCAGUAGGAACCAGGUGGAGGUUUCUCGAGGUGAGUCCAAUGUAGAGGAAGCGAGACUGUCUGAGCUCAGGGUAUCUGUGGAAGAGUGUGAGGAAGAGAAAAUAUUAAAAGAAAGAGAGCUUAGUGAGAUGGUGGAAACGUGGAGACAGACUCAGCUUGAGAUUGAUUCUAAAGAUGAACAGUUAGGACAUAUUAAGACUGAGCUGGAGAGAUAUCAUGCUCAGGUCAGCGCAGAGAUGGAGAGUCUGAGGAAGUUGGAUGAGGAAGCUGAGAGGAAAUCAAAAGAUCUCAUGUUGGUUCAAGACAGGAUUGCGGAAUGUGAGAAGAUGUUUGAGACACGGUCAUCUGAACUCCUCUCCAAAGAGAAAAAGUUGGAAGUGCUUAGUCAGAAAAUUGAGUUGAGGGAACGGACGGUCAUGUCCGUGAAUAACGACAUGAAGGAGGCUUGCCAACGAAUGGAGACAAAAGACAAGGAGUUGGAGAAGAUUCAAAAGCUAAUUGAGGAAAGAAGUGCACAAUGUGAAUCACUCAAGUUGUUGAUUGAGAAACACAAUGAACAACUUGCUUCAGCUAGGAUUGCGCCUGCUCUACCACCUGUCAACAGUGUGCUAUCACUGGAUGUUAAGCUUGAAGAACCAAUCAGCAAUAGUGUGGCUUCUCGCUGCUCCCUGGAUGUUCAACAAGACAUAACAUCAUCUCAUUUGCCUAAUGAAGAUGCUCCUCUCAGGGACAUAGAGGACUCAACUUCUUUAUCGCUGGAUGAAGUCUUUACUGAACUUCGAAUGCUUAAAGACCCAGGCAAGUUUGUUCUAACUUCUGUCGAGCAAGCACUCACGGAUGCUAGCGAGAGAGGGGAGUUGAGUUUAAAAGAGCCUAUGCUAAUGCCUUUGGUUCACCUUUUGGAGGAGUUGGUACGUGUUGGUAUCUCUACUGAUCCUGAUCUACAGUCUGAUGCAACCAAAGUGAAACAUCGAUGGGUGGAGAUGAUGGGAGGUAGUGUUGAAAAGUCACAGCUCGAGGCUUGGGCUUAUCUGCAGUUCAUUGUGGCGUUUGGAUUGGUGAAACAAACUCAAGAAGAUCAUACUCUACAGCUUGCCUCGGAUGUUGCUCACUUCAGACACGCUCCAAAGCUUUUUGAAUCUCUUGGUCUCUCUCAUGCCAUCCCAAAUUUUGUCACGGAGCUCUUUGGCAAAGGUUUAUAUAUUCCGGCAAUCCGGUUAAUGUUCGCCUUCAACGUGAAGAACAACUUUUCUCCACUGGAGUUGUUGAAGGCUGAAGAAGCUAACAUAGAUGCUGCUACAAUGAUGGACAUAAUGAAACUCAUUGAAGACUUCAAGCUGGAAAUUGACAUUCCUGCGGAUCUUAUCCUCAGAUUCAUGGUUCCUGCAUCAUCUGUUCCAGUUCAAUCAACUCAUAUGCAGGCUUCAGACACAGCCAUUCAAAGCUCAUGCACUGCCACUCGUGGCUCAAACCCUAGCCUUCCAACAAGCUUUGGUACGGAACCGUAUCAAGCUGGUGGUUCUUCAACUGCGUUGUUGCAAGGUCAACAACAUUCACACCACGCUGGUUCCAAACGUCCAAGGGUGGAUCCAAGACCAGUGAUUAGACCGUGCUCCAAUCCACCAUCAGGCUUUGGCAGAUUCUAG
This is a messenger RNA of Raphanus sativus (radish), 4546 nucleotides long. RefSeq lists its product as uncharacterized. The transcript is spliced from 4 exons. The record is from RefSeq and is a predicted model, not a curated record. NCBI's taxonomy places the organism in Eukaryota, Viridiplantae, Streptophyta, Magnoliopsida, Brassicales, Brassicaceae. Bases 281 to 4546 code for a protein of 1421 amino acids.